Molecule: messenger RNA, 1098 nt
Organism: Caenorhabditis remanei
Lineage: Eukaryota; Metazoa; Nematoda; Chromadorea; Rhabditida; Rhabditidae
Exons: 9
Coding region: 1-1098 (365 amino acids)
Source: RefSeq, a predicted model, not a curated record
AUGUAUAACUUUUUCAAAGAAUACCGUGAACGUCAGGAAAAAAGAAAACAGCAAGAAGAUGAGAGAAACGUGGUUGGAAAUGGAUUGUCGCCACCAGUUGGAGCUAACCUUCCUUCUCAAAACAAGGAUAUGGUGCAGAGCCCAGAAAAACCGAUGGAUAGCAAAGAAUUUAUGGAGAAGAGAAGAAAGAGACGAUCGGAAUUUGAAAUGGGCGAAGGAUCAUCGAGUGGACCAUUGGGACAGUUUGGGCAGAGUGGACCUAUCUAUGGAAUGGAAGCGAAAAUAAUGUAUAACAAUGUGGAAAGUUCAUCGGCAUCGACAUCACAAACGCCCGUUAGAAAAAUCAUGGGAUGGCUGAUGAAAGGUGACGAAAUGAUCAGUGGAUACGAGGGGAAUAGAGAGGAAAGAAGAGAAGUUGAACUUGUUCAUCAAGACACUCCUAGCUCACAGAACACCAAUGUGCAACAAGAUUCGCCAAGCAAUUCGGAAUUCAGAGUCAGAGAAUUGGAAGACGAAGUCAAAAGGCUCCAGGAGAAAAACGAGGCGCUGAUUGCAGAGAACGCAUUGAUGGUUCACUAUAAAGAAUCAUAUGAACUCCUCACCGCAUCGACUUCCCCCAUUCUAGACAUUCCCGGACCUAGCUCAUCGUCAGCGGCUUCUGUCAGUGUCAGUUCCCCUGUGUCUGGACCACGUAGCUUCGAAGAAGCCGUCGGUAUCUAUUCCAAUUGGGAAUUGAAUACAACUAAUGAGGACAAAAGAUUGCUGUUGUUGAUUAAGGACGCCCCUCUGUAUCUGUUCAAUCGUUUUGGACCACGCACCCUGCCUCAAGUUGUCUACAAGGCAACUUAUGCAUACGACAUCUUCAUGAGAUGCAAGGAAAACCAUAAUAUCCAAGCGGAAUGGAAGGACUUGAGUGAAAAGGAUAUGAAGGAAUGGAUGAAGGCGUGCCAGUUUCUUCGGAAGACGCAAAGAGCAAUGGCGAAAUCUGGAAUUAUCAGAUUGAUGACGUCGGCGGAGAUGAAGAAGGAGUUCGGAAAAGAGCUCUGGAAUGUUACCCCCAAGAAAGUAGUUCUGACAAGUUGUGUGAAAAAAGAAUAA